Molecule: messenger RNA, 3138 nt
Organism: Neospora caninum
Lineage: Eukaryota; Apicomplexa; Conoidasida; Eucoccidiorida; Sarcocystidae
Exons: 11
Coding region: 1-3138 (1045 amino acids)
Biological process (GO): proteolysis
Molecular function (GO): serine-type endopeptidase activity; protein binding
Source: RefSeq, a predicted model, not a curated record
AUGAUGGCGGAACAGCGCGACAGGAGUCAACGGGCGCGGUGGACAGCGAGGGCGCUCUUUCUUCUUGCCUGGCUUGCUGUGGGCUUGGAAAUGCUCUUCUGGAAUUCCAACUCCAGUUUCGUUUGCCCAAAAGCGCACGCUGUAGAGGUUUCCUCUUCCUCCGCUGAGCGUUCUUUCUCUCCCGCGUCAACACACUCGCCCGGGCCACGGGAUGCGGCGCCGAAGCUCGAAGCCGCGUCCGACGGACAGACACCCCUCGCUUCCGACACACUUUUUUUGGAUCCCUCCACUACUUCUACGGAUGAAGGUAGCGCGGAGGAACGGUUUCAGGAGCUGGAGGAGGACGAGUUUGAGCACAGCACUUCUGGAACUGCGCAGCACAGCCCCCGCGAGGACAUUGCCGUGCCACAAGAUGGUUCUGAAUCCCCAUUUACCGCCUUCAUUUCUGAGUCGGAACCCGGUGAAGAGUCUUUCGAGCCUUCGACACGAAUUCCUAGAGAGCCGACCGAAGAGACACCAGCCGCUUUCUCUUUCCUUCAGGUCAACGCGGCAGCGGCUCUCGCAAAGGGACAGAUUUCUCCGAGUCGAAUAGAACUCGCAAAGGGCCUUGCAGCAGCGGCUCUCGCAAAGGGACAGAUUUCUCCGAGUCGAAUAGAACUCGCAAAGGGCCUUGCAGCAGCGGCUCUCGCAAAGGGACAGAUUUCUCCGAGUCGAAUAGAACUCGCAAAGGGCCUUGCAGCAGCGCCUGCAGCGCCCGCCCAGAAAGAAACGGCGACCCAGGGGACUCGUGCCGGGCGUCACCUUUUGUCAUCAACUCUGAGCAGCGUUGUGAAAAUUUUUGUCGAUUUCACUCUGCCCGACUACUACUCACCUUGGCAGAUGCAAGCUCCGAAAGAGGCUUCGGGCUCGGGAUUCGUCGUCGAGGGCAAGCGAAUCUUGACGAACGGACAUGUUGUUGCUGAAACCACUCGAGUUCUAGUUCGAAAACACGGAAAUGCAAAGAAGUUUCUUGCGAGAGUUUUGGCAACGGCCCACGAAGCUGACCUGGCGCUGCUCGAAGUGGACAGCGAAGAAUUCUGGGAAAACCUCCAGCCGCUGCCGUUCGGUGGAAUCCCGCGUCUCAGGGACAGCGUCACCGUGCUAGGGUAUCCAACAGGAGGCGACCAGCUGAGCAUCACGGAAGGCAUUGUCAGCCGAGUAGGCAUGUCAGCGUACGCGCACUCCUCUGUCAGCCUGCUCACGGUCCAGAUUGACGCCGCGAUCAACCCAGGCAACUCGGGCGGUCCAGCGGUCGUUGACGGCCGCGUCGUGGGCGUCGCCUUCCAGGGCUUCAGCCAGUUGCAGAAUGUGGGCUACAUCGUCCCGUAUCCGAUUGUGCGACACUUCUUGAACGACUUGGUCCUGCACGGAAGAUACACGGGCUUCCCCUCGCUGGGUGUGAAGAUCGCCCACAUGGAGAACGACCACCUCCGACAGUUCAAGGGACUGAGUGCGUUGACCGCGGCCGACCUGCCACCAGGCGUGACUCCGACGGGCGUGCUGGUAGUCGAAGUGGACAACUUGCGCGUGAGUCGGUACAAGACUGGGCAGAUUCGCGUCCCGUACGCGUCACGGUCUCUAGCUGAGCCUCGCGACCGCUUAGAGCUGCUGCAGGAGCUCCGAGCGCAGGACGAAGAGAGCGCGCCGCCGGCGGCCGAGGCGCGAACGUCCGAGCUUGGCGCGGCCGAGAGCGGCGGCCAGAUGGACGCGCCCCGUUUCGAGCUGGUUUCGGCCGCGAGUGCGGCGAGUGGCGACGUCCAGAGUCUCGCGCACAGGGAGGCGGACGGCGGUCUCGCCCAUCCGGCCUUUCUGCAGACGCGCAUCACCCCGACGCACAUCCUCGGCAGCCGUAGUCAGUUGCUUCGCCUCUACGCGCUCGCGCGGAGGAGACAGCAGGUGCACGAGGUCACUGAGGGGGCUGCGUCGCCGAGCGAAGGGCGUGAGUUGGUGGCGACGGGGCACGGCGACAGAUCGACUCCACCCCCGAUCGUGGUGAACAUGACUGUCGCGAAACUCGGACCUGGCUUGUAUGCCCAGAUUCCAAAGGGAGCGUUCGGACCGCCAGUAAUACCCGUUUCCCGCAGGCUGCCGGGGAUCCGCGAUUGGCGUCUGCAGAGCGCCCCGGAUUCCGCUGCGCGAGGCGAAAAUCCAGGAGUUGCCAAAGACACGGGCCACGUUCUCGAGGCGCAGGAGCACGCGCAAGACCAGGCGCACGACGAAGUCGCGAGCGGGCGGAACGCGCUCGAAGUCCAAGAGAACAGGGUGGUGCGUGGGAACGCACGCGGCGCCCUGCCAAAUGGGUCUCCGUCUCCUACCUCGAGCGAGGCGCCGAACCAGCAGACGGCCAGGAAGGCUGUCGAACCGCUGGAAGAGGGUCCGCGCUCGGAGGAAGAACUGCUGUUGCCGAAUCCGUAUUUCCCACCGGAGCAAGACGUAGAAGGCGGCGAGCUCGGACUGAAGGUUGGGGAUGUCAUCCUCGCUGUCGAUGGAACGGAUGUUGCGGAUGAUGGAACGGUCGCUUUCCGACAACUCGAACGCGUGUCGAUCGACUACACCAUCAUGAAUCGCUUCAAUGGAGAGACGUGCAAGGUGCUGGUUCUUCGGGAUGGGCGAGUUCGAGAGAUUCUGGUCCCCAUCACCAACUUGAAUCUGAAAAUCCCGAGGCACACGUGGGAUCAGAAGCCAAAGUACUUUGUCUUUGGCGGCCUCGUCUUUACCACUCUGACGCGGCAACUGCUGGAACACAUGAAGGCAGCGGAAUUUCCUGCACAUUUCUACACAAAAAUAAAGCGGUCGGAGUACCAGGAGGCGGAGGGUGACGAAGUUGUCGUGUUGAGCGUGAUUCUCGCGUCGGAGUUGACGGUGGGGUACAAUGCAGCGCCGGCGAUCGUGACAGCUGUGCAGGGACAGAAGGUUCGAGGCCUGGCGGAUGUGGUCAGGAUUGUGGAAGAAAGCAAAGAGAAUUUCCUCGAGUUUACUGUGAAGGUGUCCGGAAUCUCUCAGAUGCCGAUCGUUCUUGACCGCCAGAAGGCGAUGGCAGUCAAUCCGAAGAUUUUGGGGCAACACAAGAUUCUCAGAGAUCGUUCGUUCUUCCUUUAG